Messenger RNA from Trichoderma aggressivum f. europaeum, 603 nucleotides. RefSeq lists its product as uncharacterized. The transcript is spliced from 2 exons. Gene Ontology annotation, biological process: spindle pole body duplication. Lineage: Eukaryota; Fungi; Ascomycota; Sordariomycetes; Hypocreales; Hypocreaceae. Gene Ontology annotation, molecular function: microtubule binding; calcium ion binding. The coding region runs from base 1 to 603 and encodes 200 amino acids. Gene Ontology annotation, cellular component: half bridge of spindle pole body; mitotic spindle pole body. The record is from RefSeq and is a predicted model, not a curated record.
AUGAACUCUCACACGCCUCGCCCUUUUCCGGGACGAUCAAUAGCAGGAGGGUCCAACCAGCAUGCGCAGCCACGGAAUCCCCCCGCGCCGCAGGUGUCUUCCAACGAGGAUUACGGCACCAUUGCUGACGAGGAUCGCGAACACAUUGAUGAAGUCUUCGACUUGAUGGAUAUGAAGAAGAAAGGGUGGCUGAAUAGCUACGAAUUCAAACACUCGCUCGCCGCGCUCGGCUUCGACAUGCCCAAACCCGACUACUGCAGAGAGCUAGAAAACUACGGCACAGUACCGCCCGACUGGCGAGACCCUCACAGCUGCCCAGUCAACCGCCUCCUCAUCUACCCCGACCAGUUUCGACUAUGCGCCGCAAAGCUCAUUGCCCGACGAGACCCGCGUGAAGAGGCUAUCAAAGUGUUCAACAUGUUCGACUACGACCAGGACGGCAUCAUCUCGGUCGAGGACAUGAGGCAUCUAGCUCAAGACAUCAAAGAAGAACGCACAAUGACGGAUGAAGAGAUCCAGACCAUGAUAGAACAUCUCGACCACGACGGCAAAGGCGGGGUGAAUCUCGAAGAGUUCAUACAGAUGAUGGAGGAGGCUGGCUAG